This is a messenger RNA of Pyricularia pennisetigena, 2310 nucleotides long. RefSeq lists its product as uncharacterized. The transcript has 5 exons. The record is from RefSeq and is a predicted model, not a curated record. NCBI's taxonomy places the organism in Eukaryota, Fungi, Ascomycota, Sordariomycetes, Magnaporthales, Pyriculariaceae. Bases 1 to 2310 code for a protein of 769 amino acids.
AUGGCGACACCCACCGGGCCUCAGUCACAAAUUACUUGCGAAACACCAAGUAGCAUCUCAGAUGAAGCCAAAGACGCCUGCAACUUGACCGCCCUAAGCAUCUUUCCGGAUGCCGACCACGACUGGCUCGGCACCGUCUGCAGCAAGCAUGGCUAUAAUGCCGAACUUGCCAUUGCUCAUAUAGCUGACUUGCUUGAGGAUGGCAAAUCUUACCCCAAAAGGGCACGGCAACGGCAGAAGCGUAAGCGGUCAUCAAGCAGCGAGGAUGUCCGCGAACAGGUGGGCAAAAGAUUCUCUGGACAGGGAUAUCGUGACAAAUGCAUGACCAAGGCAUACGAAACUACUGCGAAGCAUACACUCAGGAAAGGCUUCCCCUUCGUCAAGGUCAGGACACUGGACUCUAUGUUUGUGCUGAACGAUCGCAGCACAUUCCAGACCUGCCUGGCUGUGCAGAAGAUGCUGAGUGACCCUGAUGCGGGAAAAUAUGACUUGAUACUAAAGAAAAGCGUCAAGAAAUCGGACAACGAUCUGGAAAACGCAAUCUCCUCAGCUGUGGGAGAAGAAAGAGAAGUGUUGGAGGAACUCCUGGCUGCCUUUAGUGUUGGUCAGGCAGAAAAGGAUGCUCCAAGGCGACUUGACCAGGGGCGAAAUAUUGUGCAGGAUGAGCAAGAAAACCUUGCCCUCGCCAAAGCCACAGGACCCGCCUCUGAAUGCGGCUGUUGCUUUGAGGAGUUCGCGCGCAAUCAAAUGGUCUAUUGCAACAGCCUAGAGCCCCACUUCUUUUGUCGGCAAUGCUUCACGUCCGAGGCGGCAAGGCUAGUAGGGCUGAAUAAAUUCAGGAUUGAACGCAUGUCCAUGGAUGGUGAUUGCCCAAUGGGCUUUUCCAGAAUUCAGAUGCUGCAGCUUGACAGCAAGCUUCGCUUUGCCUUGGAGAGGGUCGAGCAGGAUGAGGCCAUCCGCGAAGCAAGACUGGAAAACCUGGAGACGUGUCCAUUUUGUCCGUACGCGGAAGAAUAUCCUCCCAUAAAUCUUGAUAAAGAAUUUCGCUGUCGAAACCCUGAUUGCGAAAUCAUCAGUUGUCGGAGUUGUCGGCUCGAGACUCACAUCCCUAAGACCUGCGCGGAAGCUGCAGAAGAUAAUGCGAAGGAUGAUAUUGUCUCGGCUCGGCAUGCCAUCGAAGAGGCCAUGUCUUCAGCAAUGAUUCGUCAUUGCAACAAGUGCAAGACGCCUUUCAUCAAGGAGUAUGGUUGUAACCAGAUGAGAUGUACCAAGCCGAGUUGCCGCAAUAUGCAAUGUUAUAUUUGCCACAAAUCGUGCCAAUAUGACCAUUUUGACCACAUGAGCUACGGCGGCAAGCCUGGGAACUGUCCCUUGUUCGAACAAGAUGUUGAGAAACGGCAUGAGGAUGAAGUUUCAGCAGCCGAAGAACUAGCUCGUCAGGCUGCCAUGACCGCAAAUCCGCAACUAGACAGGGAAGCUCUCAAGAUCGAAUUCUCCCUUCAGGUGGAACAGGACGAGAAAAACCGAAAAUUAGCCCGGGACAAAAAGAGCCAUGGAAUCGAUGCUGCCCGUCAUGCACUCCAGGCCAGACCGCAGGCGCAACGACAAACAUUGGAACAAGCACGUUUAAUAGUUCAGCAAGCUUUAGAGCGCAACAAAGGUGCUAAUCAGCGAGGAGUCAUUGCCCACGACAUGUCGCAGUCGGCUCGUCAGCCUAUAAACUCGGGGCUGGCCUUGGGAGCGCCAAUCCCAGCACAACAUCCACUUGUGCCAGCCCUACCAUUGCAGCUCGCACAGCCCAUUCCAGCCCAGGGUGUUCUCGGUCAGCGGCCCCAAAUCUAUCCACCAAUCCCAUACGUACAAAUUUCACGACCUGUAUUCUACCCGUGGGCUUUUCAAAAACUCGGAGCCCUCCCAGCCAUAUCUACACCACGUUUACCACCAGCGGCACCCCAGGGCUAUAGCGCUGCUUUAGGUCUCAAGCCGCAACGGCAGGCUAUCCCAAGCCCCAACCCUCUUGGCAACAAAACAGCGCAGGUGCAAGCUUUAGGCGGGAGCUGGGAUUACUCUCAGUAUACUCCCAAAGCCGAAGGCGCCAAAGUACAGAAACAACAACAAAGGCCUGCUCAACAAUACCAGUCAAUGCUCCCGAGCAUAGAAGGAUUUGAUAGACCAGGCCAAUCCUUACUAGCCCAGCACUUACCCAUCUUUGGUCAUGGUGCUCAGCAAAAUAUGGCAGCGUCUCAGCUCGGUUCUCAACAAAACCCGAUCGACCUUGACGCAGGAGUUGACUACCCUGAGCAUACAUAG